Molecule: messenger RNA, 735 nt
Organism: Symbiodinium pilosum
Lineage: Eukaryota; Dinophyceae; Suessiales; Symbiodiniaceae
Source: the annotation of a GenBank genome assembly
GUUCUCACCCGCGGCAGUUACACCCUGCAUGUGGCAUGCUCAUCAUCGAUAAUUUAUUCGGAUGCGCUGUCCAUCACAGAGGUGUUGGCUCAGGAUGACAACCUUAUCAUCUACAACGGCUGGGGCACUGCAGAUUGCGACGUGAUUCCACCAGACAGAGACUACUCUGGCUGCCCGUGUCGUAGCUGGAAUGGUAUCAUUGAGUACCGUUGCGAGGUGGAAUCUGUCUACAGGGACCAGCACCUGCGAAGGCUCGUCGCUGCCAUGCAUCGGGACACCACUUUCGCAGAUGUGGAGAUCCUUUGUGGGAAUCAGAGUUUCCCAGCCCACAGGUUAGUAUUGGCCUCUGCAUCUCCGGUCUUUGCGAAGAUGCUGCAAGCAGAAAUGAAAGAAGCCUGCACUGGAAGAAUAACAAUCGAGGACGUACCUCCUGAAGUGGUCGCAAAAGCUUUGCGAUACAUGUACACAGGCGAAGUCGCCGACGAUGUUGAUAUUGAGUCCUUGGGCUUCGCCCACAAGUACGACAUCACAGGCAUGAUGCAGCCUGUCAGCAGCAAGAUCCUGAAGAACCUCUCUCCAGACAAUGUCUCUGCCACCGUGCGGUCUCUGCGUCCAUACAAGCGUGCGCACCCGGACGCGGAUUCGGAGAACGGAUUAUCGGAACUACAUGCUCGCGUUCGACAGCGUGUGCUGAAGGAUCUGAAGUUGAUCGAGGCUUGCUUAGACGGACUGUAA